Molecule: messenger RNA, 180 nt
Organism: Cetraspora pellucida
Lineage: Eukaryota; Fungi; Glomeromycota; Glomeromycetes; Diversisporales; Gigasporaceae
Source: the annotation of a GenBank genome assembly
CAAAAUGUUGAAACUCAGGUUGAACAAAUACUUCAUGAAAAGCAAAGACCUAAACCAAAAAAAUGUUUUAUUGAAAAAGAGAAAAGGCUAAUAACAGUUUUUAAUGACCAAGAAAAUCGAAAUAUUAUGGAGUUUUUGCAUAGAAUUUCUGAUAAUCUUUCUGCUUAUCUUUCUUUGUGA